Diorhabda sublineata is the source of this 2491-nucleotide messenger RNA. RefSeq names its product transcription factor SOX-8. NCBI's taxonomy places the organism in Eukaryota, Metazoa, Arthropoda, Insecta, Coleoptera, Chrysomelidae. The record is from RefSeq and is a predicted model, not a curated record. The transcript is spliced from 3 exons. Gene Ontology annotation, biological process: regulation of transcription by RNA polymerase II. Gene Ontology annotation, molecular function: RNA polymerase II cis-regulatory region sequence-specific DNA binding; DNA-binding transcription factor activity, RNA polymerase II-specific. Gene Ontology annotation, cellular component: nucleus. Bases 137 to 1246 code for a protein of 369 amino acids.
UUUACGAUCUCAACCUACUAAGUAUAUCAAACUGUUUUAGCGUUUCUCAAAGCAUUCUUUCAUGCCGGUUGUUGGUCGUAAGACAGCGACACCGUUUUUAAUUGUUACUUGAAUGAAAUAUUUUUUUUAUUAAUAAAUGAUGUCUAGUUCGAUCUCUCGGUCUACGUCAGUGAAUAUUUCGUCUACGACGGCGGUUAGCCUUACGACGCCUUCGCUGGCGACGUCACCGGCGACGCACGUUUUGCAAAGUGUAAUAUCUUCCGCGGACGCUAAAGAAUUGGACAAAAGUGAGAUAAACGAUGCCGUUACCAAAGUUCUACAAGGCUACGAUUGGACUUUGGUACCUAUCGCUUCAAAAGCAGCAUCCGAUAAACGUAAACUUCAUGUUAAAAGACCAAUGAACGCUUUCAUGGUAUGGGCCCAAGCAGCCAGAAGAAAAUUAGCCGACCAAUAUCCACAGUUACAUAACGCAGAAUUAUCCAAGACUUUAGGAAAAUUGUGGAGGGUAUUAAGCGACAACGACAAGAAACCGUUCGUCGAAGAAGCAGAAAGACUUCGCGUAAUACACAAACGGGAACACCCCGAUUACAAGUACCAACCACGCCGAAGAAAACAAAAUAAAGGCCCGACGGAAUCGAUUCACCAACUGUCUCACACUCAAACAACAACAUAUACACGUACUAUGAAACAAGAAGACUCGCCGUGCAGUCCAAGAAGCCACAGUUCAACAUCUCCCUCGACGUGUUCCUCGCAACCAAACAGCCCUUUGAUUUCAACACAAUUACUCAAAUCUUGCGAACAACACAACUUCGAUCUCGACACUUAUCAAAGGAUACAGGAAAUAGACAGCAGCUACAUGACCGAUGAAUGCUUGGAUAGCAGCGACUUUGAUCAAUAUCUCCCCAACGAAACUUACCAACAAUUCCAUAAAGACGACACAAAUAACAAUUACAAAAACAAGAGGUUAUGUACAGAUUCGUCGAUGGCUUCUAGCGACAAUUCUUUCAACAGGUACCACGAAUUGCAACCGAGUUCGGUAGUAAAAACUGAAAGGUACUUGCAAUCUAAUCCAAAUGGUGUAUAUACAUAUCCGCCCGCGUCGUCCAGCUAUUACUCAAACAAUACCCAGUAUUUACCUUCGUAUCAAUAUUUACCUCAGAGGCCCAUGUUCGGCGGCUCGUCGGCGGUUGGGAAUUAUUCUAGUAUCGAUGGAAACAACGAAACUUGGGGACAUUAUAGUGUGUAAUACGUUUGUUAAUUUAAAGUGAUAUAAAUAGUUAAAUAUAGAAUCUCUCGUUUUAAAUUGCGCAGUGACAAAAAAAACUUCUCGGAGAUGUUUCAUCACAAUCUGGCGAUUGUGAUAUCGAGGGGACUGUUUUUGUAUGGGUACUAAUUUCUGACUAGAGUUUUUUGGUAUCUAGGACCAAAAUUUCUAGUUAAAAUAACUUUAAAUGUAAUCAGUGAUCCGAAAUAUCAUUCUAUUGUCACACACUGUACAUGUUAAUAAUAAAGAUAUUGAUGCUGCAAAUGCUAAGGGUUGUGUCAGCUUAUUCAAGGGGCUAUUUUAGGAGUAUUUUGGUUCAAUAUAUUCGCUUCAUUCCACUUCAUCAAAUAGAAUCAGAUACUUGAAAGAAUUGAGCAAUUGAGCAAGGUUAUCUAAAUGUCUUUUUACAUAGAGGUUAUAUUUUUAUAUAAAAAACGACCGAAUUCAAUCAUUUUUCUUCAAAGAAAAGCUGCAACUUUCGAUCAAAGAACUCAGUUAAUUUAGCAAAUUUCUGGUCUGGUUCUAUAUCAUUUUUAGUUCGCUCGACGUGUUGAUUUUGUUAGCCAAUGAGGUUUGCAUUGUUUAGAGGACGCAAUUUUAUUUUUGGGACAAGUGUGGGGGGUCCGCGCAGACGCUACGCUCUCGCACUACACACUCCGUCAUUGUUGUCAUUCAGGCGUCAGUCGGCGUUGUGCUACAACCCCGUGAACAUGUCCGUCAAUUAUUGAUGCUGAAGAGAGAAUGAGUCGUGUGUCUUGACUUGAUAGAAUGGUUAAAGAAAACCGUCGAUUCACCAUUACUGCGUGUACCAAUCUUUUGGUAAUAAAAUUAUUGUUUCAUUUGAACUUGUCUUUUACUUAUAGCGUAUCGAAGGUUGAAAUAAAAACGGCCCUCGUAUCAUAUAUCAAAAAUAAUAUAGCGAAACUGUAUAUUAUAUCAAUUAUGUCAUGACAUUUGUUAUAGGUUAUUGCUGAUCCCUGAUAGGUUAGUAUUCUAAUAAUUUUGCUAUCGGGAAGUGAUAUUUUGAAAAAUUAAAAAUAAAUCCACUUCUUAUUUGAUAUCAUUUAUACGACUUAAGCUAUCUAUACAUUACUUAUAAUUUUUGUUAAGCGUUCGUUUCGAAAAUUUACUAUUUUGCGUUUCAUUUCACGUGCUUUAUUUUUUGUAAGGUUAUAUUUUUAGAAAAUAUUUUUUAUAAAUUCAGUUGAAUAAAUUUUAUUGAAGCUA